GGCCCUUGAUUUUCCCGCGCGAUUCCCUCCUUGCUUGCUGCGGAUCAUGGCAGAUUAUGACUCGGGCUCGUUGCCGGACUUGCUGCCGCUUUAUUACCGCCGCCUCUUCCCCUUCGGCCUUUAUGGGCGGUGGCUGCGCUACGGCGACGUGACAAAAAAUUACUUUCAGCGGCGAGAGUUUUCAUUCACGCUCCGCGAUGAUAUCUAUGUGCGGUACCAGUCUUUCAACACACCCCAAGAACUGGAGAAAGAGAUACAGAAAAUGUGUCCAUACAAAAUUGACAUUGGAGCAGUGUAUUCACACAAGCCCAUCCAGCACAACACAGUUCACAUGAGCGCUUUCCAGGCCCAGGAGAAAGAGCUGGUGUUUGACAUAGACAUGACAGAUUAUGAUGAUGUUAGAAGAUGCUGCAGUUCUGCAGACAUCUGCUCCAAGUGCUGGACUCUCAUGACUAUUGCCAUCCGCAUCAUAGAUCGAUCGCUUGUAGAGGACUUUGGCAUCAAGCACCGCCUCUGGGUAUAUUCAGGACGGAGAGGGGUGCACUGCUGGGUGUGUGAUGAUUCAGUCCGGAAGUGGUCUUCAACACUCCGCUCUGCAGCAGUGGAAUAUCUCACCGUAGUGAAGGGUGGCGGAGAGACCAUCAAGAAGGUGGUUCUACUGGAAAAUAUUCACCCUUUCAUCAGAAAAUCAAUAGACGUGAUAAAGGAAUAUUUUGAAGAAUAUGCCCUUGUUGGUCAAGACAUACUUGGAAGUAAAGAGAGCUAUGAAAAAGUGUUGGCUUUGGUCUCGGAAUCGGUCCGAGAAAAUCUUCAGACAGAAUUUCGGAAGAAAAACCACGAUUCACUCCAGCGCUGGAACAUUUUGAAAAAACAGACAAAACAACGCACUGAGUGGGAAAUCAUGCUGCAGUACUGCUUUCCUCGGCUGGAUAUUAAUGUCAGCAAAGGAAUUAACCACUUGCUAAAGAGCCCCUUCAGUGUUCACCCUAAAACAGGUCGUAUUUCGGUACCAAUUGACCUUAAGAAAGUGGAUGAGUUUGAUCCAUUUACUGUUCCCACUAUCAGUCAACUCUGCCAUGAGCUAGACACAAUUAAAAGCGACGAAGUAGAUGGAAAAGAAAACGGAGGGGAGACAGAAGGCUCCCGGAGAAUCAGGGAUUACAGGAAAACCAGCCUUGCUCCAUAUGUAAAAGUCUUUGAGCAAUUUGUAGAGGAACUGGAAAGCUCACAGAGAGGGGAGCGUCUCAAUGUUAGCGACAUGCAGAUGGAUUUCUGAGGUAUUUUUUUAUUUCCUGAUGCACAGAAAUGAUGCCCAUCUCAUCCAACCAGUUAGUUGUCGUCAACUGUAGAAAGCACUUCAUUUAUGGAACCAAACUUCAUUUACGGAACCAAACAAGGCUGACUUUUUGUUGGUUGUGCUCCAAGACCUUAACUAUAUCAACACUCACUGCCCCUCUGCAGCUAUCCCUUAAGCAUGCUUGCCCUGCCUCCUGUUUCAGUACUUUCAUUGUAUUCUACCCAUUUAGUUAACAUUUGUCAGCAUAAUGCGAUCUGGGUUAGGCUAUCACUUAAGCAAGCUUUACAGGUUAAAAACCAGAUGUAAAUAAAAUAUAAAUAGUAGUUGUCUGAUUUCAGCGAAUUAAGGUCUCUCAAAUUUUGUCUGCUGGAUUCAGUAGUUCUUAAAGGGACUUAAUUCCUGCUGCAUUCUGUCCUCCAUGUUUAAUACUGACCAAUGGCCGUGUGUCUCUGCCAAUCAAGGAAACUAGCAAACAUGAUUUCUUCACAUUCCAUCAUUGAUUUCAAAUCUAUUACAUAUUUUUAAACACCGUAUAGUUCCAUUUUUUUAUUAAAUUUUCACUCAGACAUUGCUAGGACUUUUGCUUGGGGGAGGUGGCAGGGAGACACUAUGACUUCCAUUCUUAUUCCCUGCAGUUUGCUUGCUCAUUAACUAUAGUGCCUGGGGAAUUCUGGGAAUUCUAUUCCAAAACCAGUAAAUUUUCCAAACUGAUUUCAACACAGUAAUGAUAAAGGGACUAUGUAAUAAUAAUAAUAUGUGUAAUGUAUUUGAAAUUUUGCAUUCAACCAUAGAUUAAAACAAUUAAAACAACCAGGGAAGGUAGAACAGAAACUUAAAUGGCUGUUCGUGUGACAAGCGCAGUACAUUUUUGUGCCAUUAAUGUCCAUGUAUAUUAGAACCCUCCUGCUCUGACACUGGGCUCCAUCUACACUGCCAUAUAUUCCAUUUUCGGAAUGCAGAUUAGUUGCAUUGAACUGGAUUAUAUGGCAAUGUAGACUCAGUCCAGUUCAAAGCAGUUAAUAUGCAUUCUGAAACUGCAUUAUAUGGCAGUGUAAAUCUAGCCUGGGUCCUGACUGAAUAGCUGUAGCUUAUUCAGUGCAAUAUCAUAAAAGCAGAUCUGACUGAAAUUUAAAUUUGUUUUAAAAUUGCCUCUAGUCCUUAGGCUUUCAGUUAGCAUCUUGUGAAUUCAUUGAGUGGUUUUGUAGCCUUUCCACUAACAUUUCCUAGUCAUUCAGUAACUUCUUCUGAGUGCUGUUUUAGGAUAAAUCAAUCCAGCAUAGCACUCCAAGAUGAGAGAGGGAAUUAGGAACACAAUUACAGAAAUGGGAAACACAUAUGUACCUAAUGCCAGUGGCAGCUGGUGACUUCUAGGUCAUUGUAUUUGCUCCUGGUUGGUCUACUUUGAUGGUCUGAACCUCUUUUGAGGACAGGAAUUAGUACCUUGAAUAGAUUAUUUAAACUUCAGAGUUCAUUCAUUGCCCCACUGGUAUGAAGACCAAUACCUGCUGCUGCUGCUGCUGCUGCACACUGAGGAGAGGGUAACAGGAAGCUUUCCUGUACUUAUAGGCCUCUCUUUUCUAUGCAUACUAUAUUUGUGUUCAUGGACACUCACAAGUACAGUCUUUUGGGGUUAAAGGACAUGGAUAUACUAAUACAUCUGAAAAGCAAGUGGUGGCUUACAAUUUGGCAAAUCAAUAGUAGAAUGCAGCCUUCACCUUCGUUCCACAAAAACUUGUUUCAGUAGCUCUAUUAUACAACCUUUAAAGCAAUAAUAGGAUUUGUGUGGGCCUCCAGACGUUGUUGGACUGCAACUCCUAUCAACUCUAAGCAGCAUAUCCAGUGGGUAAAGAAUAGUGGCAAGUUGGGCAACUGUCAGUAAAUAUCUGGAGGGCCUUCUGAAAAAUACAGAUAGCUAAAUGAGUGUUAUAACUAUGCUGCUGCUACAAAUGCCUCUUAUUCUCACUGUUUGCUAACAUUGCUUCUUUCUCUUAUGAGGAUUGUUACUUUUUCUUAUGAGUAAUGGGUCUCAUUUUGUCUUUUCAUCUGCUUAUAUAUAUUUAAACUGUAAUUGUCUUUACAAAUGUUUUUCUAAAUAAAAAGCUUCAUAAAUUAAA
Anolis carolinensis (green anole) is the source of this 3411-nucleotide messenger RNA. RefSeq names its product DNA primase subunit 1 (gene prim1). The record is from RefSeq and is a predicted model, not a curated record. Gene Ontology annotation, biological process: DNA replication, synthesis of primer. Gene Ontology annotation, cellular component: alpha DNA polymerase:primase complex. The transcript is spliced from 13 exons. Lineage: Eukaryota; Metazoa; Chordata; Lepidosauria; Squamata; Anolidae. Bases 47 to 1276 code for a protein of 409 amino acids.